Messenger RNA from Pedinophyceae sp. YPF-701, 3732 nucleotides. Lineage: Eukaryota; Viridiplantae; Chlorophyta; Pedinophyceae. The record is from the annotation of a GenBank genome assembly.
AUGGUCUUCCUCUACAACCUGACGCUCGCCCGGGCGACGGGCGUUCAGUCGGCCGUUGCGGGCUCUUUCUCGGCUCCCAAGGCGUACGAAGUCGCGGUGUCCCGCGGGCGCGUGCUGGACCUGCUCCGCCUGGAGAUGAACGAGAUCAAGAACGAGCAGGGCAAAGUCACGGGCCACGAGCUCAGAAACGUCGCGAUCGUCUCCUCGACGGAGAUAUUCGGCCAGAUUCGAUCCCUGUCCGCGUUCCGCCUCCCGGGCACCAAGACCGACUACCUGAUCGUCGGGUCCGACAGCGGGCGCAUCGUCAUCCUCGAGUACGUCCGCGGGCGCAGCAGCUGGAAGCGCGUCCACGCCGAGACGUUCGGCCGCUCGGGCUGCCGCCGCAUCAUUCCGGGGCAGAUGGUUGCCGUGGACCCGCGCGGGCGCGCGUGCAUGAUCGCGGCGUGCGAGAAGCAGAAGUUCGUCUACGUUCUCAACCGCGACUCCUCCAGCAACCUCCUCACCAUCUCCUCCCCGCUCGAGGCCCACAAAAAGGACCACCUGUGUUUCGGGAUCGUCGGACUCGACUGCGGGUUCGAGAACCCCGUGUUCGCGGCGCUCGAGGCCGACUACGGCGACGUCGACGCGGACCCGACCGGCGAGGCCGCCGCGGCCGCGCAGAAGGUCGUCGUCAUGUACGAGCUGGACCUGGGCCUCAACCACGUGCAGCGCAAGUCGGCCACGCCGGUCGACAACGGCGCGAACAUGCUCGUGUACGUCCAGGGCGGGGACGACGGCCCCGGCGGCGUGCUCGUGUGCUGCGACAACUUCGUGCAGUACCUCGCGGAGGACGGCUCGGAGGCCUCGCGGCUGCAGGCGGUCCUGCCGCGCCGCGCGGGGCUCCCGGAGGACCGCGGGACGCUCAUCGUGGCCGCCGCGAAGCCGAUGAAGGGCGUGAAGGGCGAGCCGCUCUACCUGCUGCAGUCCGAGUACGGCGACAUCUACGUCUGCACGCUGCUGCUGUCCGCCGAGGGCACGGUCAACGAGAUCAAGGUGACGUACUUUGACACGAUACCACCCUCCGCGUCCCUGUGCGCGUGGAGGUCCGGGUACAUCGUCGCGGCCGCGGAGUCCGGCAACCACGGCGUGUACCUCGCCUUGCGCGGCCUCGGCAGCGACGACGACCCCACCACGUCGAGCAACGACAAGUACGACCUGGACGAACACGGGCUGCCGAUGUUCCAGCCCAAGGUGUUCGAGCCGCGGGCCCUGCGGCUCCUCGACUUCGUGGACGAGGUCCAGUCGCUCUGUCCGAUGACGGACAUGCAGGUCGCGAAGCCCGCCGGCGACGACAUCCCCAACAUUUACGCCGCGUGCGGGCGCGGCUCCACGGCGACGCUGCGCGCGCUGCAGCCCGGGCUGUCCGUCGCGCCCAUCACGGACCCCUUCCCGAUGCCCGGCGUCCCCAAGGCGCUGUGGACGCUCAAGCGCUCCCUCACGGACGACCGCACCGGAUACAUCGUGGUGUCGUUCGCCAACGACACGCUCGUGCUGGGCAUCGCCGGGGAGAUGGUCGAGGAGGUGAAGGACUCGGGGCUGCUGGACCGCGUGUCGACGAUGCACGUGCAGCUCAUGGCGGACAACUCCCUGCUGCAGGUGCACCCCGGCGGGCUGCAGAUGGUGAAGCAGGACGGCCGGACCUUCGACUGGCCGUGCCCCGCGCGGCAGGCGGUGAACAAGUGCGCCGUGAACUCGCGGCAGGCCGUCCUGGCGCUCACCAACGGCCGCAUCAUGUACUUCGAGGUGACGGACUUCGGGGUGCAGCAGGUGGAGGAGAUGGAGGAGCCCCUCAGCGACGCGGUCGGGGGCGCCGAGGUGGCGAGCCUCGCGCUGCCGCCCGUGCCGGAGGGCCUCAAGCGCGCGCAGUUCCUCGCGGUCGGGCUCUUCGACGGCACGGUGCGCAACUUCUCCGUCGACCCGGAGGCCAACACAGUGGAGCAGAUGGGCCUGAAGAAGUUCCAGCGGCCGCCGUCGUCGAUGCUCUUCCUGGCCUCGGCCGGUCUGGGCGACCAGGAGGAGGCCACGAUGGCGCUGGGCGCGUCGAGCCUGUUCCUGCAGGUGGCCGAGCAGCACGGCGUCCUGACGCGCAUUGCCGUCGACAGGACGACGGGCGCCCUCGGCGACCCGCGGCAGCGGUUCCUCGGCGUCGUGGAGCCGCAGCUGGUGCCCAUGAUGGCGCGCGGGCAGCCCGCGAUGCUCGCGCUGACGUCGCGCACGUGGCUAGGGUACAACGACCAUGGCCGGUACCGCCUCGAGCCGCUCGCGAUCCCGCCGCUCGACCACGCCGCGAGCCUCGAGAUGGAGGGCGUCCCCGACGCCAUCGUGGGGGUGUCCCAGGCGGGCCUGAUGUUCCUCACCAUCACGCAGCUCAACGACCCCUUCCACCAGACGACGUCGCAGCUGCGGUACACGCCCCGGCGCGUCCUCGCGGACCCGGAGAGCGGGAAGCUCAUCGUGUGCGAGGCCGAGCACGGCGCCGUGCCGGUCGCGCAGCGCCAGGACGCGGGCGGCGGCGCGGAGGAGAUGGACAUGGAGGUGGAGGGGGAGGGCGGCGAAGACGCCAAGGCGCAGAAGGCCGUGGCCGCGCUGGUCGGGGCGCCACGCGCGGGCCCGGGGCAGUGGGCGUCGUGCAUUCGCGUGGUGGGCAUGACGCCCGAGCUGCCGACGCUGGCGCUGGAGGAGCUGUCGGGCAACGAGGCUGCCCUGUGCUGCACGAUGAUGACGUUCGCGAGCCGGCCGGAGCUCGGGCGGUGCCUCGUGGUGGGGACGGCGACGGAGGUGACGUUCCGGCCGCGCGCAGCGGCGGCGGGGCACAUCCGCGUGUACACGAUGGACGCUGCGUCAGGCGCGCUGGCGCUGGUGCACUCGACGGAGGUGGCGGGGAUCCCGGGGGCGCUGUGCGAGAUGCACGGGCGGCUGGUCGCGGGCAUCGGCAACGUGCUGCGCAUGUACGACUGCGGGAAGAAGCGGCUGCUGCGCAAGUGCGAGACGACCGGCAAGGUGCCCACGCACAUUGUGUCUCUGGCCGCGCUCGGGGACCGGAUCUACGCCGCGGACGCGAUGGAGAGCGUCUUCUUCCUCAAGUACAAGCCAGAGGACAACAUCAUGUACCUGUUCGCGGACGACGUGUCCCCGCGGUACUGCACGACGAUGCUCCUGCUCGACUACGACACCGUGUGCGUGGCCGACAAGUUCGGCAACGUGGGCGUCCUGCGCCUGCCCGCGGACGCCAGCGCGCGCGUGGAGAACGACCCGUCCGCGGGCAAGGCGUUCGACACCCCGGGGGCGACGUCGGCGCCCUUCAAGCUCGAAGCAGUCUGCAACUUCCACGUCGGCGAGGUCGUGACGAGCCUGCGCAAGACGGUGCUGCAGAGCGGCGGGACCCCGCUGAUCUGCUACGGCACCAUCGGCGGCGCAGUCGGCGUGCUCUACCCCUUCGCAAACGAGGAGGAUCGCGACUUUUUCCAGGACCUGGAGCUGCACAUGCGGCAAGAGCACCCCCCCCUGUGCGGCCGCGACCACAUGGCGUACCGCUCGUACUACUUCCCGGUGAAAGGCACCAUCGACGGCGACCUCUGCGAACAGUUCGGCAGCCUGGCGUCGGCGGUGCAGGCGGACAUUACAUCCGGGCUGGACAGGCCGGCGAGCGAGGUGCUGAAGAAGCUCGAGGACAUACGCAACAAGGUGUUGUAG